AUGAAAUAUUUUGUACUAUUGAUUAUAGCUAUGACAGUGAUGAGUGAAGUCACAAAUGAAGGAGUAGUAAUUGAAUUAACAUCUGAUAAUUUCAAUUAAGUAGUUUUGGAAUCAAAAUAAGAUGUUUUGGUAAAAUUCUUUGCACCCUGGUGUGGUCAUUGUAAGAAUAUGGCUGAAGCAUAUAAGACAUUAGCAGCAAAUUUGGCUAAUAAUUAAAAUGUAUUGAUAGCAGAGAUGGAUUGGACAUAACAUAAGACUGAUGCAGUAGACAUUAAGGGAUUUCCAACUUUAGUGUUCUUUAAAAAAGGCGGAGAAAAACCAGAAUAAAUAAGAUAUUAAAAAGCUAGAACUGCAGAAGCAAUGGCAGAGUUCAUUAAUGAAAAUACAAGUUUCUAAAGAGAAGAUCUAUGAUAUAU
This is a messenger RNA of Paramecium sonneborni, 416 nucleotides long. Lineage: Eukaryota; Ciliophora; Oligohymenophorea; Peniculida; Parameciidae. The record is from the annotation of a GenBank genome assembly.